GCCAGAGUGUGCUGAUAUCAACCAAGGAACAUUCAAAUAAUAUUCUUAAUAUUAACAGUAUAAAAGUAGGAGGAAAAUUGCAUUGAAUUGCCAACAGCCCGUUCAAGGUCCCCAACGUAUUAUUUCGGAGGACGUACCUCAAUAAAGCAAGAAAUUUCACUUAUUUAGCGAUUGCAAUGCUUGAAUCCAAGGAUCUCAUCUGGGCAUUCAUUUUAUUUGGCACUGCAGUUUCUCUGCAGGUGGACAUCAGGCCUGCCCAAGCUGAGAUCAGUGUUGGAGAGUCCAAGUUCUUUCUGUGUGAAGUGGUUGGCGACGCAAAGGAAAUCGACUGGUACUGGCCGAGCGGGGAGAAGAUCCUGCCCAACCGGCAGGAUGUCAGCGUCACCCGAAAUGACGAGUCGUCCUCCACGCUCAUCAUCUACAACGCCGGCAUCGACAACGCCGGCGUCUACAAGUGCGUGGCCCGCAACGGCGACCAGGACUCUGAGGCCACCAUCAACCUGAGGAUAUACCAAAAACUGACUUUCACCAGUGCCGAGUCCCCCCAGGAGUUCAACGAAGGAGAAGAUGCCAACAUCGUCUGCGACGUGGUCAGUCUGCCUCCCCCCAGAGUCAUCUGGAAACACAAGGGCGCCAAGAUCCAGACCGCCAAAGAUGUCCGUUUCAAGAUCCUGGCCAACAACCACCUGCAGAUCCGGGGCAUUAAGAAGACGGAUGAGGGGUCGUACACCUGCGAGGGCCUCAUCAUGGCCAGGGGAGAGAUCGCCUUCCGGGUCAUAAAGGUCAUCGUUAAUGUUCAGCCCACCAUCAGGGUCAGGCAGGCAGAAAUGAACGCCACCGCGGACGGUGAACCGCCUGUGACGCUGGCCUGCGACGCCGACGGUUACCCAGAACCCACUGUGACUUGGGCCCGAGAUAAUGUGAUCCUUGAAAGCGGAGACAAAUACAGCUUCAACGAAGAUGGCUCUGAAAUGACCAUCAGGGACACGCAGAAGGUGGACGAGGGGGACUAUGUGUGCAUCGCCAAGAACAAAGCAGGAAGUACUGAGGAGGAAAUCAGCCUGAAAGUGUUUGUGAAGCCCAAAAUCACCUUCCUGGACAACCAGACGGCCUCAGAGCUGGACGAGAUGGUCACGCUGACCUGCGAGGCGACCGGUGACCCCACCCCCAGCAUCGUCUGGAGCUUCGGACGCCGCGUCUUCACCGAAGGAGAGCAGGAACCUGUUAUUGGGAUAUAUCAGGCGUCCUGGACUCGACCCGAGAAACACAAGAGUCUGGACGGGAACGUGGUGGUGCGCAGCGACGCCCGCGUGUCCUCUCUCACCCUGAAAUACGUGCAGUACACGGACGCCGGGGAGUACCUCUGCUCCGCCCGGAACCCCAUCGGCAGCGACGCGCAGUCCGGGCACCUGGAAGUCCGCUACACCCCCAAGAUCACGGGCUGGGUGACUGUGUACACCUGGGACGGAAACGCCGCCAACAUCAGCUGUGAGGUCCUGGCCCACCCCGCCGCGUCCGUGGCCUGGUUCCGCGACGGACAGCAGCUCCCCAACUCCAACGCCACCACCGCCAAGAUCUACAACACGCCCGCUGUCAGCUACCUGGAGGUCACUCCUGAGUCUCAGAACGACUACGGCAGCUACAACUGCACCGCCUCUAACUCCAUCGGCACUGAGUCAAAGGAGUUCCUCCUCAUCCAGGCAGAGGUCCCGUCGGCGCCCUCGGUGGAGCUGGUGGAGCCGUACUCCAGCUCGGCGCUGCUGGAGUUCGAGGAGCCCGAGUCCAGCGGAGGGGUGCCCGUGCUGAAGUACCGGGCCGAGUGGAGGCCCGAGGGGCACGCCAGCUGGGCGCAGAGGGUGUACGACGCCAAGGACGGCGGUUUGAGCCAGAUCAUCGUCGUGGGUCUGAAGCCCAACACCAAGUACGAGGUCAAGAUGUCCGCCAUCAACGGCAAGGGCGAGGGCGAGAGCAGCGAACUGGCCACGUUCAAGACCGAGCCCGUCCGGGAACCCAACCCCCCUAAACUGGAAGGUCAGCUGCGGGCCAGAGGCAACGCCCUCAAGGUCCUCUGGAUCAAACAGGAUGACGGGGGCUCACCUAUCAAACACUACCUGGUCAGAUACAAGACUAAGGACGGUGUGGAAUGGAAGCCGGAGCUUCGGCUGCCGAGCAGCAGCUUGUACGUGGUGCUGAGUGAGCUGGACUGGGACACGGAGUACGAGGUGUACGUGGUGGCCGAAAACGUGCAGGGCAAGUCUCAGCCGGGCGUGCUGAGCUUCAGGACCUCCCCCGAGCCCACGGCCAUCCCAGACACAGACCCCUCUGGAUUCGGCAUGGGAGCCAUCGCAGGGAUCCUUAUCGUGGUCUUUGUGCUGCUCCUGGUGGCCGUGGACAUCACCUGCUUCUUCCUGAACAAGUGCGGCCUCCUCAUGUGCAUCUCCGUCAACAUCUGCGGCAAGACGGGCCCCGGGGCCAAGGCUAAGGACAUGGAGGAGGGCAAGGCGGCCUUCACGGCGGACGAGUCGAAGGAGCCCAUCGUUGAGGUGCGGACGGAAGAGGAGUGCACCCCCAACCACGACGGAGGCUGCCAGGGCGAGCCCAACGAGACCACCCCUCUGACCGAGCCUGAGAAGAGCGCUGUAGAGGAGGAGAGUAAACCUGAGGAAUCGGAGGUGAAGAUGGCCGCAUCAGAAAUAAAGGCUGUCCCGAAAGAGGCCGUGCUAACAAACGCCAAUGAGAGCAAGGCAUGAUGGGGCUGCGAACACCAUGACCGCCACAUCAUCAUCAUCAUCAUCAUCAUCAUCAUCAUCAUCGUCUGCCCAAGCUCCUCCCACUGCAGGACAGAGACCACACCCAGCUUUUUCCACUCAACAUGCACACAAAACGUAUUUCUAAAAAAAAUACAAAAAAAGUUCCUUCGUAUAACGCGAGCUAUCCGAACAAGGAACGAGUCCAGAUUUGUUGAACAAAAUUAGUCCUUAUACACUUAUACUAUAGUUAUUUUUUUCCCAAGUCAUGUACUUUUAAUGCAUACUCGUUGGUGGAAAACUGGACAUUUUCUUUUAGAAGGUUUGUUUGGUUGUUGGAAACCAAAACUGGGCCUAAUAUACAUUUUCUUCGUAAUAGUCUAGGUUACUUCUCUUCCAAAAAUAAAUAAAAUUGUCAUAUUAGCCACAGGGAAUGUAUUUUUUAAAGCAGAAACCUAUGCUUUCACAUUGUGCACAUAAUACACUGCAUUGCUAAGCCUGUUAUAUUUUGUUACAAAGGUUGUCUCAUAUAUACCUGUUUAAAAGUUGAAAGAAGAGUACUAGAGUUAUAUCUUUUCCUAAUUCGUUUUUGGUACGUUUAUUUUGUUAUGGUUAUAGUCUGUGAAAGUAAAUGUUUUAUAUUGAUUUUUUUAUUUCAUUUUUACAGUCUAGAAGUAAAAAUUAGAAAGGGUUUAUUCAUUUUUUUUUCCAUUUUCAGGGGGGUUGCACAGUUGUAUUCUGUGCCAGUUUAUGUUUAAGAACACAGCUUGAAUUAAUGCGAACCUAAGAACAAAAUGGUGGAAACAGUUGAUGACAGAGAAAUGCAAGUGGGGAGGGGGAAUUCAGUAGGAAAUGUCAUAAGUGAUUUUUAUUUUAUUUUUGCACAUCUUAAGAUCAGUCCACCAUUUCUGUACCUUUUCAUUCGCCCAUCUCAUUCGUGAGAGAAGAUUUGGAAGGAUGGCAUUUGAAUCCUACGCACAUGGAUGGAUAGCAUCCCUGCCAUGUUUGCUGUAGAUGAAUCAUAGGGGAGGGGUAGAAAUGGUCACCUAAUGCUACAGGCUGAGUCUGUACACCAAAAUAGGCCUUUAAAACCUGCAGCUGAGGACGCUACGAUCAUUAACCACUUUUAAGCCAUGGAAGAUCAGUCCCCAUUUAUUCUAACUUGUUUACUCAAAGAGAAUUUGAAACAAAUAGGCCAUGACUCAAGAAUUCCUUGAGUCAUCAGAAAUGCUUUUUGUCAGCUAGCUUUUCCAUCUGAAAUACGUGGUUUCGGGGAUGGCAGGAUUUAAAUUAUGCACAAGGUUUCUUUUGUUUGUUUGCUUUUUUUACACUGUAUAAAGAAAUAUGAACAACUGAAUGACUUUAUUUAAACCAUAGUGCUCACGUGGGGUUGUAAUCAAAAUCUUGUUUUUGUUUUUUUGUACAGUUCCCUUACUAAAAAAUGUUUGCUUUUCAUUCCAUUUACUGCAAGCUUGUGCAUCGUGAAUGCGUGAUAUCCUGGUGUGAAUUAAAAAAAAAUUAAAAAAGCUUUGACAUAAUAGUCGGGCAGGGGAACAGAUUUGGAUUAAAUAUCUACAUAGUUUGUUCGUGAAACAUUUAGCAAACGUUUUUUAAAAUUCAUUUAAGUAUGAAGCAAAAAAUAGACAAUUAGUGAACCAGAAACUGAAAACUGCCUUGAAAACCCUCCUACCCUGGCAUGCAUUCCGUGUGCUUCAGCGUCCGACCAGGGCCAGCUGCAGAUCUGUCUGUCCGCAUCCAAGAACACAUACUGUAUAAUAGAGGACGUCAGCGAGGGCGAGCAAACUGCAAAAAAAAAAAAAAGAAAUAAUAAAAAAAAUAUGAAGAUAUAUAUAUGUACAUAUGCUAUAUGCCAGUCUUGUCAUUACGCUAAUUGUGAAUUUCGCAUAUGUUAACGCUUUUUGGGAGGAAGGAGGUGGGAAAUGGAGGUUAUGCCAUUCACAUAUUUAACACUAACACCGGCUCAUCCUGUCUACCCAUGUGUGAUGUCACAAGUGUCCCUCUGAAACAGCAGGCGACGAAGGGGCGGGGCUUAAGGCGUCGCUGGUAAUUGGUCGGUUUCAGGCCUUAAUGAAAAGCCACGUUGUGUGAGGGAGUGAAGCUGGCAGGAUUUGGGAGUUCCGCUUUCUACCAGUAGUGGGGGGGUCGACUCUGUGGAACAACGUUCCCGGACGGUUUGUGGCUCCAGUUGAACUACACCCGAGACGUAAGGAAGCUUAGAUGUCCUAUGCACCCCCUGUAAAAACCCACUGCUGUCUACAGGCAGGGUUUCCUGGGCCAACAUCCAUCUGUUUUAGUACAUCACAUCGACCGUGUAGCGGCCAUCCAGUAUCCAACACGCAUUUGCAGAGAUCCAAAAGUGCAUUUUUAAUUGGACAAGCAUUCACUUUACGGAAUCUUGGAUUUACAGUAGAUUGAUACCAGGGGUGUCAAAGUGAAGGCAUUUGUAUUUAACGUUAAGAUCUCCUCUCUGCUUUACUCUUACAUGUAAAACAUUUUAAGGGCCAUCACGUUUUCAUACAUUAGACCACAGUUACUUGUGUUUUUUUGUGUGUUGUCUUUACACUAUUUAGUUUUAAAAAGAGCACACGCUGUUCGAAAAAUUAUGCAAACAACAUAUCAUAUACAUAGUUCACACUGUCCUUCACACAGAAGCUGAAUAUUUCAGCUGUCACUGUGAAUGUUGACCCAGGUGAUUUUAUUUUCUUUUUUAGCUUUUUUGAAGUUAUUCCGAGAAAGAUUUUUUGUUUUAUAAGAGUUAAAACAUAUUGCUGAUAAACCUGAAAUUUUCUGCCAACAUUUCGUAUGUCGAAAUAUUUGAAUGUUUGUAGAAAAGGGAGGGGCUUGAUAUUUUCCUCAGUUUCCAUUAAUGUGGGACCAACCUUUAUGAUUUUGGAGAAGAAAACAUAAUAGUAAAAGUAUGAAAAUAUGUCCAUAAAUGAGAUAUGAGAGGGUUAAAGCCUGUUGUGAUUCAGCACUGAAACGAUCAGCAUUUAAUUUCUCCAGUGUACAAAAGUUUGAGGGCUGUAGAGGCCUUGUAUUUCACCCAGAAGCCUCCAUCCUUUUUCCUACCCACAAUCCCUUGUUUCCGAGACAUCCUAUUCUAUACGACUUUUUACUAUGUGAAACAUUGGUACCACCACUUUCUUUCCAUUGUCACUGGUGUAAAUACUGAUUACUAACCCAAGAAUAUUGACCUUCUGUCAAAAGUACCUGUGUUCAAUAAAAAAUAAAAUAAAAAACAAAAUAAAGUGUUAAAAUGAAAAAAA
Messenger RNA from Conger conger (European conger), 6034 nucleotides. Its product is annotated as neural cell adhesion molecule 1-like. Gene Ontology annotation, molecular function: cell-cell adhesion mediator activity. Gene Ontology annotation, cellular component: plasma membrane; axon. Gene Ontology annotation, biological process: dendrite self-avoidance; axon guidance; homophilic cell-cell adhesion. The record is from RefSeq and is a predicted model, not a curated record. The coding region runs from base 177 to 2750 and encodes 857 amino acids. The transcript is spliced from 20 exons. Lineage: Eukaryota; Metazoa; Chordata; Actinopteri; Anguilliformes; Congridae.